This is a messenger RNA of Cololabis saira (Pacific saury), 1416 nucleotides long. Its product is annotated as natterin-3-like. The record is from RefSeq and is a predicted model, not a curated record. Lineage: Eukaryota; Metazoa; Chordata; Actinopteri; Beloniformes; Belonidae. The transcript has 3 exons. Bases 146 to 1348 code for a protein of 400 amino acids.
GCGAGUGGCAGCCUCCCUCCUUCGACAGGCCAGGGGCUGCUGCAGCUCUUCCUCUGGUUUAUUGGGGUAAUAAGUCAGCGGAGAGCUUUUAAAACUCGGCACAUAGAGACAGCAGCGUCACUGCCGCCCGCAGGAGCCUGACAAGAUGAGGAGGUGCGUGGUUGUUGUCCUGGCUGUGCUGCAGCUCUGCAGUCCAACUCUUGAGUCUGACCCGCGGCUCUACGUCUCCCGGGUGCAGGACGGUCAAGAGAAACCCAUCAAGCCAUGGUUAAACCCCACACUGGAAAAUGUCGUCCCUUCUCGUGAAGCCGCCAAACAUCCCAUAGUUAAAGAGAUUCCGGGAGCUGACGCAACCUCACACUCCUCUCCCAUGUUUGGUGAACACGUCAACCUCAAGUGGGUCACGUGGAACGGCUCCCUCCCCAACGGCGCAGUGGCCAUCUUCAAUGGUUACACCGAACGCACCGACUACGUGUGCAAAGUCAACUGCGAAGCCGGCUUUUACACGCCCGCUAAAGGCAGCGUCUGCCAGUACCCCUACGCCGAUAACGAGUACCAAUCGUCCAAGUUCGAAGUGCUGGUCAAUGUGGAUCACUUUGAGUUUGUGAUGUGGGUCGAGGAUUCGUAUGGGUCCGUCCCCCAGUACGCCAUCAAAACCUGCCCCAACUCAGACAUCUACGUGGGGAAAAACAAGUAUGGACUCGGCAAAGUGGUGACCCAACACGAGGCCUUCUUCCUCCCCUGGGAGGGGGAUGAGUACUGGUACAAGAGAUACCAGGUCCUCGCCAUCAACCGGGACAGCUACAGCCAACACAUCUCCCACGUGGAAUACCUCAUCGACCAGAUGGAGCUCUUCCACCAUCCUCCGGAGGCCCUGAAGCUCACUAGGGUCACCAACCUCGAGUGCCGAGACGUGGAGAAGAGGGUGACCCUGGAGAAGACCACCACGGUGGAGAAGACCUGGGACAUCGGGAGAGAGACCCGGAAUGGUUCCGUGUCCACCAUGAAGGCCAAAGUGCCCAUCCUCGGCCCGGGCGAUGUGGGCAUGAGCAAGGAGCAGACCGUGACCUUCUCUGAGGGGACCACCAUGUCGGAGGCCAUCAGCCACUCCGUGUCCGUGGAGCUGACGGUGCCCCCCAACCACUCCUGCGCCGUUAGGAUGGACGGCAGGAAGAUGACGGCCGACAUCCCCUUCACAGGCCGAUUGAGCAGGACCAACCACAACGGAGACACCCACUGGACGUACAUCACCGGCACCUACGACGGCGUGACCGUUGGAGAGAUCAACGCCGUGGUGGAGAGGUGUCAGCCCGUGACUGACGCUAAACCCUGCCCCCCGACAGAAUGAUCAGCACGUUGAAUUUCUGGCUAAACAAUAAACUCUGUUUUUAAAAUAAAAUACAACAUUAAAAAAAA